AUGGAGAUUGAUUUGAGUAGCACAAGUUCGACUGGGACACAGCAAAAUACUGAUGGUCGUAGCAAACGGCAAAGGGUAGAUGAUGAAUCUAACACAGGUGUUGGUUUCUCAGAUGGUUCCAGCCCGCGACAGAGAACACCACCGAUCAAUUAUGAUUCUGAUGACUCUGUGGAUCCCAACGACAGCGACUCAGAUGGUGAACUCACUCCUGCUGAAAUAGCCAGUCAAAAGCGCAAACUGAAGGCAGGGCGAAAGUUGGCACAGGAAAAGCGAGACCGCGAUUCGAUGGUCGGUCUAUUGGCCAACUCGCAUUCGACACCUGGAGCGGCAACUGCCUUAGCUAGAGCCAUUCAAGAAUAUGUGAAGAUGAUGCUUGGGGUGUAUCGGAAAUCACGCUCAACCUCUUCUAGUUCCGAACCUUCCCUCCCUGAUCCACCGACCGAAGAUGAAGUUCGCAAUUGGGCAACUCGUCAGGAGUCUCGUCAGGACGCUAUCAAGAACGCAAUGGACCGUGCUGUGAAAAAAUACCUCUCAAAGAAACCUGCCGACUUCAAACCGAAUCGAAAGCAAAUCAGGACUGUUGAGAAAGAUGCUGCUCAGAAGGAAAUGCUCUCGGCUCCAUUGUGUCCUGUUAAGUUCGCCUCUCGUCUCUCGUUUAAAUUUGGAUCAAGGUACGAUCAUCGGUGGGGAACUCUAUGCGAAGGUGCACUGGCUUUGGCAGGCUUUCCUCGUUGCACUUUUGACUGGAACGGCAAACCGGAUUCUCCUUGGAACACAGCCAUGUCGCGGAUCAUCCUUCAGGAAUGGGAGAAGUGUCACGAAGCUCACGGUACAAAGGCUUUUGGAAUUGUAGAAUCUGGAAAUACACCUGAAAACCGAAUUGAGAUUAUCCGACGGUGGUGCGAGCAUCAGGCUCCGAAGUUUCGCGAACAAGAAAAGUUGAGUUUAAUGUCACAAACACCUGAGGGUAGGUUGCAAGCAGAUCGGUUGCGCGAAAUGUCCAAGAGUAAGGAUAGACGCAGGCGAGCAAAAACUAGAAUUCACACGGCGCGCCUGGAACUGGCGCAAGGUAUUUUUGGUGGAGCGUCACCCGAAUACUUACUCUUAUCUCAUCCGGAGGUGCACUCUGAAGAUGAAGUAGUGAUUGUCAACGGCUCGGGAUCACGGUGCAAAACCAGACUGGAAUGGCGUAGCGGACCACUCGAUACCUUUGUCAACCUCGUGGAUCAACUUAUCGAAGGGCAGGAGACUAUUCCAAGGAAGAAGGCUCGCGCAAAGGCCAUCAUUGAUCGUGGAUCAUACACUUCAAACGAUCCGGAUACUUUUCCACCUCAAAAGUUCCAGGAAUCUCUUGUGUCAAAUGCAUGGCUUGAUAAGAUGUCAGGCAUCGCAGUUGCAAACUUGAAACUAGUGAAGGCUGAUUCAAUCAACAUUAAGAAAUCAAUCGAGAUUUUGACUAAUUUAGUAUUGCCAAGGGGGGCUGCUCGUGUAGGUGGACAACCGAGUAGUAGUGAAGCGUCAAGUUCAACUCAGGUACCAAUGAUGACUCAAUGA
Messenger RNA from Melampsora larici-populina 98AG31, 1554 nucleotides. RefSeq lists its product as uncharacterized. The transcript is spliced from 5 exons. Bases 1 to 1554 code for a protein of 517 amino acids. The record is from RefSeq and is a predicted model, not a curated record. NCBI's taxonomy places the organism in Eukaryota, Fungi, Basidiomycota, Pucciniomycetes, Pucciniales, Melampsoraceae.